Molecule: messenger RNA, 396 nt
Organism: Thlaspi arvense
Lineage: Eukaryota; Viridiplantae; Streptophyta; Magnoliopsida; Brassicales; Brassicaceae
Source: the annotation of a GenBank genome assembly
GAUGUCCUUUGGUGUUUUUCUGUUACAGGUUCUCUAAUGGAGAAAUCUCGGGAAAGUGGUUUCUUGUUCUGUAAUCUGUGUGGGACAAUGCUGAUCUUGAAAUCAGCUAAGCAUGCAGAAUGUCCACUAUGCAAAACACCACGGACUGCAAAAGAAAUCAUUGACAAGCAAAUAGCGUACACAGUUUCUGCUGAGGAUAUCAGAAGAGAACUAGGAAUCUCUCUCUUUGGUGAAAAAACGCAGGAAGAAACUGAGCUACCAAAGAUCAAAAAGGCGUGCGAGAAAUGCCAGCACCCUGAGCUUGUUUACACAACCAGACAGACAAGAUCAGCGGAUGAAGGGCAGACAACAUAUUAUACUUGCCCCAAUUGUGGACAUAGAUUCACAGAAGGUUGA